UCUGAUAUCCACUGCCAAAUCCGUGAAAUUCCCGGCCAGUCCAAUGCCCUUCCGUCGAUUCAGUGCACCAGAGAAUGGCUACAUCAGCUCAACACUUUUCAGUUAAUCCUCCAUCAACUUUACUGGGACCCUCCAAUUGCAAUUACAUAACCCCAUCUCUUCAAAUCUCCAAAAACUCUAUAAUAAAACCCAUCAAAACCCAGUCUUUAAAAGAGGUUUGCCGUCAAGAAAGCCUUAAAGAAGCUUUCAGAUCACUUAGCAGUUCCUUCGCUGGACAAAACCCACCUCAAUUUCGCCUAGAUGAUGCUUAUUCAUUAGUCCUUGAGCUCUGUGCUAGUGAGAAAUGUUUGAAACAAGGCCAGCAAAUACAUACCCACAUCGCCAAAUCGAAUGCUGUAGGCGACCGUGUCUUUUUGAGUACUAAGCUCGUGUUUAUGUACGGGAAAUGCGGGUCUCUUCUGAAUGCCGAGAAGGUGUUUGAUAGAUUGAGUGAAAGAAGUGUUUUCGCGUGGAAUGCGAUGAUUGGUGCUUAUGUUGCAAAGGGAGAACCUUUUGAAGCACUUGAGGUGUAUAGGGUAAUGCGAGUUUAUGGGGUUCCUCUCGAUGCUCGUACGUUGUUUUGUGUCGUUAAAGCAUGUGGGAAGCUUAAGAAUCUCUGCAAUGGGAGUGAAAUUCAUGCUCUAACAAUCAAAUUGGGCUUGGGUGAUCAUGUGUUUAUUGCUAAUUCACUUAUGGGUAUGUAUGCAAAGUGUGAUGCUCUUGACAUGGCAAUUCGGCUGUUUCACAGAAUGAGUGGAAGAAAGGAUGAUGUGUUAUGGAACUCAAUAAUUUCAGCUUACAUUGCAUGCGGGCAGUUCAUUGAAGCCUUGAGGAUUUUUGGGGAAAUGCUGGAAGCUGGUCUCAGCCCAAGCACGUAUACUUUUGUUACGGCUCUUCAAGCUUGUGAGGACAUGUCACUCGGAAAAGUUGGCAUGGAGAUCCAUGCUACUAUUUUGAAAUCCAAUCACCAUCGUCAUGUUUAUGUGGCCAAUUCUAUGAUUGUUAUGUAUACAAGGUGUGGUAAGAUUGGUGAAGCCUUGAGAAUUUUUUAUGCCAUGGACGAGAGGGAUAGUAUAUCUGGGAGUUCAAUGCUAUCGGGUUUUGUACAAAACGGUCUUUAUAUUGAAGCUCUGGAAUUCUGUCAAGAGAUGCAAGAGGCCGGUCUGAAACCUGACCAGGGUUCAGUUGUAAGUCUGCUUGCUGCAUCUGCAAGAUCGGGAAAUCUGAUGUGUGGUAUGGAAAUUCAUGCUUAUGCCUUGAAAAGUGGUUUAGAUACUGAUUUACAAGUUGGAAACACACUCAUAGAUUUAUAUAGCAAAUGUUCGAAGACCAAUUAUAUGGAUUCUGUUUUCCAAAAGAUACCCAAAAAGGACUUCAUCUGUUGGAUAACAGUUAUUGCCGGCCAUGCUCAGAAUAAUUGUCAUUUGAGGGUCUUAGAAUUGUUCCGGGAAGCACAAUUGGAAAAAGAAGGUGUUGAUAAAUUGAUGAUUGGAAGCAUCUUGCGUGCCUGUAGUGGGUUGAAGUGCAUUUCCCUUGCAAAAGAGAUUCACGGUUACAUUUUGAGAAGACAAUUAUCUGAUCUUGUGCUGCACAACACAUUUGUGGAUGUUUAUGGAGGCUGUGGAAAUGUACAUUAUGCGUCUCGCAUUUUCAAAUUGAUUGAAGCUAAAAGUAUUGUCUCCUGGACAAGCAUGAUCUCUUGUUAUGUUAAUAAUGGGUUUUCAAAUGAGGCACUUGACCUUUUCCUUUCACUAAAAGAAACUGGCAUUGACCUCGACUCUAUAGCACUAAUGAGCGUUCUACCUGCUGUGGCAAAUUUAUCUGCCUCGUGGAAAGGAAAAGAGAUUCAUGGGUUCUUGAUUAGGAAGGGCUUCAUUCCAGAGGGUUCCAUAGCAAGCUCUCUCGUGGAUAUGUAUGCUCGCUGUGGAAUUUUAGACAACUCGUUAAGGGUAUUCAAUUGCACCAGAGACAAAGAUUUGGUUUUAUGGACUAGUAUGAUCAAUGCGUAUGGGAUGCACGGCCAUGGUAAAGCUGCUAUUGAUUUGUUUAAACAGAUGGAGGAUGAAAAUUUAGUUCCUGAUCAUGUUACAUUCUUGGCCCUUCUUUAUGCCUGUAGCCAUUCAGGACUGGUUGAUGAAGGUAGAAAGUUUUAUGAAGCAAUGAAAAAUGAGUAUCAGUUGGAGCCAUGGCCAGAACACUAUACGUGUCUGGUUGAUCUUCUUGGUCGUGCAAAUCACUUAGAAGAAGCGUUUCAGAUUGUUGAAAGAAUGCAUACAGAACCUACUGCUGAAAUAUGGCGUGCUCUUUUAGGGGCUUGUCGCGUUCACUCCAAUAAAAAAUUAGGAGAAAUUGCGGCGCGGAAGCUUCUAGAAUUGGAUCCAGAGAGUCCGCGGAAUUAUGUACUUGUGUAUAAUGUUUUUGCUGCAAUGGGUAGAUGGGAUGAUGUGGCGGAAGUUAGAAUGAGGAUGAAGGGGAAACAGUUGAAGAAAGAUCCGGCUUGCAGUUGGAUCGAGGUUGGAAACAAGGUUCACACAUUUAUUGCAAGGGACAGAUCUCAUCCACAAUCAGACGAGAUUUAUGAAAAGUUGAGGGAAAUUAUCGAGAUCUUGGAAAGGGAAGGAGGGUACUUGGCUCAAACCAAGUUUGUUUUGCACAACGUAGAAGAAAAAGAGAAAGUUAAGAUGCUUCAUGGGCACAGUGAGAGGUUGGCGAUUGCGUAUGCCUUACUUGGUACACCUGAGGGUACUCCAAUCCGAAUCACAAAGAAUUUGCGGGUUUGUGGAGAUUGCCACACUUUCAGUAAGCUAGUUUCGAAGUUUUUUCCAAGAGUAAUUAUUGUGAGGGAUGCUAACAGAUUCCAUCAUUUCGAGGGUGGGAUCUGCUCUUGUGGAGAUUUCUGGUGACAUUCUGAAAAUACAUAUUCAAGAAUUAGAGUUCUUACAGAAUCUAAAGCUGAUGGAUAUUCUAACUACCUACUCUGCCCGAUUAAGUGUUGCAGAUCAAUACGUGUUCUAGAAGCGCUUUAGCGUUGAUUUCAGUAUGAUUUCAUCAUAAUUGAUGGUAUGUAUGAUAUGUAAAAUUAUGCAAAGUCUGUUUUAUUACUCAAGUUCCUAUUCUGGUUUGCUUUUGCAAAGAAUUUGGCUUUAGCA
Rhododendron vialii is the source of this 3188-nucleotide messenger RNA. RefSeq names its product pentatricopeptide repeat-containing protein At3g63370, chloroplastic. The record is from RefSeq and is a predicted model, not a curated record. Gene Ontology annotation, molecular function: protein binding; zinc ion binding; RNA binding. Gene Ontology annotation, biological process: RNA modification. Bases 75 to 2942 code for a protein of 955 amino acids. NCBI's taxonomy places the organism in Eukaryota, Viridiplantae, Streptophyta, Magnoliopsida, Ericales, Ericaceae. The transcript has a single exon.